Messenger RNA from Drosophila eugracilis, 1041 nucleotides. RefSeq lists its product as uncharacterized. Gene Ontology annotation, biological process: apoptotic DNA fragmentation. Gene Ontology annotation, cellular component: nucleus; mitochondrial inner membrane. The record is from RefSeq and is a predicted model, not a curated record. The coding region runs from base 1 to 1041 and encodes 346 amino acids. The transcript has 3 exons. Gene Ontology annotation, molecular function: metal ion binding; RNA endonuclease activity; single-stranded DNA endonuclease activity. NCBI's taxonomy places the organism in Eukaryota, Metazoa, Arthropoda, Insecta, Diptera, Drosophilidae.
AUGUGGAGAAUUAUCCUGCCACUGCUGGCUCUUUGUGCCUUGGCUCAGGCCCAGUGUCGGUUCACAAGACCCCAAGUGGAGGGAACCAAUCGCAUCUUCAUGGUGCGCUUGCAGAACCGCCAGCUCUCCCUUAAGCGCACUGCCAGCUCGGCGGUGGGUGAAGUCCUGCAGAUGUGGUGCAAUGCCCGGGACAUUCAGACCACCACUUGCCAGGCGGGUCAGACCCCAGGCUUUCGGCCACCAUUACCUAUGACCUGUCGAGCUCCUCCGGCAGCUCUAACAACACCCGUCCAGGAUCGCAGGUGUCCGGCCACUAUGUACCGCGUGGGAUACAAUGUGGGCAACAACCAGUUCCUGGAGCUCUAUCGCGCCUGCUUCGAUACCAGAGCGGUGCGAGCGAUCUUCGUGGAGCAUCAGGUGUACGCCAAGCCUUUCUAUAUCACUCGACCCUGCGUUCAGUUUAGUUCCGAUGGAGUGAUCAGCGGAGCCGAUGAGGCCAGUUACACGGUUCGCAACAUUCAUGCUACUUUCAGGCGGCUGUUUGGCAACAACCAGAACUUCAUACCCAACAACCGGGAUGUGAUCAUCAAUCGUGGCCACUUGGCUGCAUCGGCUGACUUCUUCUUUGGUGACCAAGUGUGUUCCACCUUCAAGUACGUGAAUGCGGUGCCGCAGUUCAAGACCAUCAACGAUGGCAAUUGGGAGACCAUCGAACGAUGGGUUCGCAACUCGGUAAGGGGAAACCAAUUCGUGAAUGUACGCACUGGAGCCAGAGAUGUGCUAUCCCUGCAAGCAGGCGCUGGAUCCAGGAAUGUCUUUCUCAGCGGCAAUAGGAACCCAGUGCCACUGUGGAUGUACAAGAUAGUAAGGAACUCCAAUAACCAGCCCAUCGUGGCCUUCCUCACCCUCAACAACAUCUUCGCCCGACAACGUCCAGCGGCUCCGAACUUUUGCCAGCCUGUGAACUGUCCAAUGCCAUUGGCCAACACUGCAACGGCUGGAUUUACCUUCUGUUGCAACACCGCCACUUUCAGACCGUAA